Molecule: messenger RNA, 530 nt
Organism: Cuscuta epithymum
Lineage: Eukaryota; Viridiplantae; Streptophyta; Magnoliopsida; Solanales; Convolvulaceae
Source: the annotation of a GenBank genome assembly
UGGAUGAUGAGUUUGUUGACUAUGAGGCGUUGCCUGCUCAUACUAGCCGCAGGGCUGUAGAAUAUUCUGACAUCGGUGAUUCAACGUUGGUGUGUGAGUAUUGCGGUGCUUUGUUUUGGUUUGACGAACGUGUUAUAUCCACAUCAACCAAAGAUGUUCCAAAAUACUCAUUAUGUUGUAGUCAAAAAAAGGUUGUGCUCCCUUUUAUGAAAGAGCCACCUUUGUUGUUGACUCAAUUGAUUGAGGGUGCAGAUGAACGAAGUAAACAUUUCUUAGAGAACAUAAGAUCUUACAACAGUAUGUUUUCAUUUACAUCAAUGGGUGGUAGGGUGGAAGGAAAUGUCAAUCGGGGUAGAUCUCCUCCCAUUUUUAAAUUGCAUGGCCAAAAUUAUCAUCUGAUUGGUAGUUUGUUACCUCCUCCCGGUGCGAGGCCUAAAUUUGCACAGCUAUAUAUAUAUGACACAGAGAAUGAGGUUCAGAACAGAUUUUCAUCUGUGAGUGACAGUCGUGAUAAGAGGAAGUUGCAUGAG